AUGGAGUCUGAAGAAUACUUCUCCUCUGAUGAGGAAGAGGAAACUAUGGAAGAGAAAAUUGCUCGGUACUUGGGAAUCCUCAUGAAGAUGCAUGCCAAAUUCUGUGGAACAGAAGCAUUGGAGGAGGAACCUCCAGUACUUACCAAAGAGUGUAGUGUCCUAAUUCUGAAAAAGUUGCCUCAGAAGAUGUCGAACCCCGGAAGUUUCCUAAUUUCCUGCACCAUAGGGACAAUGACCUUUGAGAAGGUUUUGUGUAAUCUUGGGUCAAGCAUAAACCUCAUGCCUCUCUCUAUAAUAAGAAGGCUGGGAAUUCUAGAGGUGCAAGUUGCCAAGAUUUCAUUAGAAAUGGUAGACAAAAUCCUAAAAAAGGCAUAUGGCAUGGUAGAAGAUGUCCUAGUGAAGGUUGAAAACCUUUACAUCCCUGUGGAGUUUAUAAUUCUAGACACUGGAGAGGGCAAGGACGAGUCUAUCAUCCUUGAAAGGUCUUUCCUAGCCACUGCUAAAGCCAUAAUUGAUGUGGAAAAGGGAGAGUUAGUCCUGUAG
This is a messenger RNA of Arachis duranensis, 543 nucleotides long. RefSeq lists its product as uncharacterized. Lineage: Eukaryota; Viridiplantae; Streptophyta; Magnoliopsida; Fabales; Fabaceae. The record is from RefSeq and is a predicted model, not a curated record. The coding region runs from base 1 to 543 and encodes 180 amino acids. The transcript has a single exon.